This is a messenger RNA of Prunus armeniaca (apricot), 345 nucleotides long. Lineage: Eukaryota; Viridiplantae; Streptophyta; Magnoliopsida; Rosales; Rosaceae. The record is from the annotation of a GenBank genome assembly.
AUGAGUUGGGAUUUUAGGCCUCUAGGUGCUGUGCAUCCCUUGUACGUGUGGCCAACGUGGAAGAAAAGGGCCACAAUAAAAGGACUUUCCAUAGGAAUUUGCCCCCCAAAACAAAAUUCAAGAAGAGAAAAGCUGAGCAAAUUUCUGAAACAAGUGAAGCUAGUCCCAAUACAAGAACAAGGCGAGCUAAGUCUGCUAGAGUUGUGCAAAAAGGAAAAUGGAAGAGAAAGGGUACCAUUGCAGCAAGAAGUUCAAAUGUACCACAAAGUGAUUCAACUGCUCCAUCCUCAACAUCUGCCCCUCAUGCAUCAACUAAAGCUUCAAUUGGAAAUUCUUAUGUAUUGA